AUGUUCCCCGGAGAUGAAAUAUUCCAAUUUAACUUAGAAAAGCGAGAAAAAGAGAAGAGAAACAGCGAUAGAGAGCUUGAGAGAAAGAGAGAAAGAGAGAGAAGAAAGAAAGAAAACGAAAGAAAAACCGAAAAAAAACACGAGAAAACAAGAGAACAAAAAACCGUUAGUGGGCAACGCUCCUCGUCCAGAAUCGCCCAACGACAUUUCGAGAGAAAGGUUAUUAACUUAACGACGGAAUUCAGCGACAAACAGAACUCAGCAAGAAACAGAAUUCAAGAACAAAAAUCAGGAACAACAGAAUCCACCAAGAACAGAAUUGAACAAGAACAAAAAUCAGGAACAACAGAAUCCACCAAGAACAGAAUACAACAAGAACAAAAAUUCAGCGACAACAGAACUCAGCAACAGAAUUCACAAAGAACAAAAAUCAGGAGAACAGAAUCCAAACAAAAACAGAAUCAAGAACAAAAUUUCAGAACGACGGAAUUCAGCGACAACAGAACUCAGCAAGAACAGAAUACAACAAGAACAAAAUCAGGAACAAUGGAAUUCAGCGACAACAGAAUCCACCAAGAACAGAAUUCACAAAGAACAAAAAUCAGGAACAACGGAAUCAGCGACAACAGAAUUCACCAAGACAGAAUUGAACAAGAACAAAAUCAGGAACAAUGGAAUUCAGCGACAACAGAACUCAGCAAGAAACAGAAUUCAGAAACAACAGAACUCAGGAAAAACGGAAUUCAGCGACACACCAGAAUCCCCACCAAAGAGCAGAACAGAAACAGAAAUGAGGAACAAUGGAAUUCGCAGGAACAAGAAAAUCAGGAAGAACACCAAGAAUUCCACCAAGAACAGAAUUCACCAAGAACAGAAUCAGGAACAACGGAAUUCAAACAACAACAGAAUUCGCCCAAAACAGAAUUGAACAAGAACAAGAAUCAGGAACAACAGAAUCCACCAAGAACAGAAUUCGCCAAUAACAGAAUUCACCAAGAACAGAAAUCAGGAACAACGGAAUUCAAACUCAGGAACAACGGAAUUCCAACAACAACAGAAUUCGCCCAAAACAGAAUUGAACCAAAGAACAGAAAUUCAGGAACAACGGAAUUCAAACACAACAGAAUUCAAAAAACAGAAUUCACCAAGAACAGAAAUCAGGAAAACAACGGAAUUCAACAACAACAGAAUACAAAACAAGAAAUUCAGCAACAACAAAAAUUCAGAACACUAGAAUUUAGCAACAAAAAUUCAGACACAACCAAUUUCACAUCAAAAUUCAGAAACAACCAGAACAAAAAUAACUUUGAUCGUUCAUAUCACUCUUCUUGUACCAUAUCAAUGUUAUCCACUGCAUCAGCAUUGGUAUAAUUCGUAAAAUAAUUAUCUUUAUUACUUCUCUCUCAUCUUUAUCACUAUUAUUACCAUUAUGAAUAUCAUCCUGUUUAUUAUC
Molecule: messenger RNA, 1453 nt
Organism: Penaeus vannamei (Pacific white shrimp)
Lineage: Eukaryota; Metazoa; Arthropoda; Malacostraca; Decapoda; Penaeidae
Source: RefSeq, a predicted model, not a curated record